This is a messenger RNA of Raphanus sativus (radish), 1570 nucleotides long. RefSeq lists its product as uncharacterized. The coding region runs from base 237 to 1325 and encodes 362 amino acids. The transcript is spliced from 3 exons. The record is from RefSeq and is a predicted model, not a curated record. Lineage: Eukaryota; Viridiplantae; Streptophyta; Magnoliopsida; Brassicales; Brassicaceae.
UAGCCAGCAUAAAAAUUAUUACUAUAGUCGGCGAAUUGAUUCUCGCCGGAGGAAUGAAUAUUCCGAUUACUUUUACGUCUGUUACCUUUCGUAGUGUCGUACGUGAAACUCGUCGCCGUUAAGAAACUCCGUUUGCGUCUCUUAGAUUUCUUUUCCUCCGCUUCGUCUUCUAGAAAUUUUUGAAUUAAAACUGUUUCUCUAAAGCUUUUGAUUCGAUCUAUACGACACCGUUUCCGAUGAAGAUCCAGCCGACUGAAACAGAUUUUCCGGCGAGUAGAGACUCAGCUAAACCAGUGCUCAAGUCUCGCCUCAAGCGUCUCUUAGAUCGACCGUUCACGAACGUCCUGAGAAGCUCGAGCUCAGAUAAACCACUCAUCGAAGCUCAACAACACGGCCGAGAGCGAGACGGAGCCGUCUCCGAGUUCGAGCCGAGCUCCGUCGUUUUAGCGAAGAUGGUUCAGAGCUACAUGGAGGGGAGCAACGAGAGGCAAGCUAGUAGAAACGGACGGAAUCGCUGCAAUUGUUUCAACGGGAACAACAACGACGAUAGCUCCGACGAUGAAUUCGAUUUGUUCGGUUGCUCCGUCGAGUCUUUCAACGACGCUUAUGACCAUUUCAAGAGCUUGAUACCGUGCGCGAGCGCCGUCGAGAUGAAUCUAUUAGCUGAUGCGGCGAAGAUUCUGGAGAAGAACAAAUCAGUCAAACGAAAAGACGAUAUGAGGAAGCUUGUCGUUGAUGGACUCUCCUCUCUUGGUUAUGAUUCCUCAAUCUGUAAAUCGAAAUGGGAUAAAACUCGAUCCAUACCGGCCGGCGAGUACGAGUACAUCGACGUGAUUGUGAACAGUGAACGGCUUUUGAUCGACGUGGAUUUUCGAUCGGAGUUCGAGAUCGCGCGGCAGACGAAUGCUUACAAGGCGCUGCUCCAGUCUCUGCCGUUCGUCUUCGUCGGGAAAUCUGACCGGAUCAGCCAGAUCGUUUCGAUGGUUUCGGAGGCGGCGAGGCAGAGCUUGAAGAAGAAAGGUAUGCAUUUUCCGCCGUGGAGGAGAGCCGAUUACAUGCGAGCUAAGUGGCUGUCUUCGUUCACGCGGAGCUCCGGCGAUAGCGCCCCGGAGCCGAUGGUUUCGCCGUCCACCGUCGCGGCUGAAACGGAGAUGGAUAGGUCGGAGAUCGAGCUGAGCUUCGAGGAGAAAUUUUUGGCGUCGGUGAAGAAUUCUUCUUCCUCUCCUCGUAAGUCGGACGCCGGAGAUGAUGACGUGGCGGAGGCGAUGGAGAGAGAGGCCAAGGUCGUCACGGGAUUAGCUUCGCUGUUCAAGGAGAAUCCCUAGAAAAGAUUUUUGAAUUUUUCUAAUUUUCCUAAUUUUUCCUAGUUAAGAAACACGAGAAAAGUUGCCAAAUAAAGAAAACAAAAAAAAAAUAUGAGAAAAUCAUAUAAAAAUAUAACAUAGAAUUUCGUUUUUUUUUUCUUUUUUCUUUUUCACCUCCAAGUCUAACUCUCUCUUUUCCAUUUUCAAAGGGGGUUGGGUUAUUACGAGAUAUACAUUUUUAUUGAAUCAUGAUACUGUUUUAUCUA